GUUUGAUUUGAUCUCCAUGGAGCCAUGCGCAGACAUGGAGUGUUGCCUGAAAGUCCACUCCAAGUGUGAGUCGUGUAUGAUGAAGACGAUUGAGGUGUUGCGUUCUAUCAGUGGAGUGUAUUCGGUGAUCUGGGAUGCUGAAAAGAAUAUUUUCAAAAUAUCCGGAGAGGUUGAUCCAAACAUACUUCUCAAGGCAGUGAUGCGGACAGGUGAACAUGCGGAGCUCGUCAAUGUAAAACUCAAUCACCCACAGCUAAGACACACAAAGAGGAGGGAUAUAAGGCCACUGCCUGAGCAUGAAUCCUACCCAGUUACUAGUAGUGCUUACAGGAGGCCACCUGGGAUUCAGUAUCUGCCUUCUAAUUACGACACCACCAACUAUGGCUAUGGCUAUGAAAACCCCCUGCCACCGGCAACCUAUGUGCCAUCAUAUCCAUAUCAAGAGCAUGGUCCAUAUGCUAAUUAUGAGGGGGUCAGCUUUUGCACCAUCAUGUGA
Messenger RNA from Lactuca saligna, 496 nucleotides. The record is from the annotation of a GenBank genome assembly. Lineage: Eukaryota; Viridiplantae; Streptophyta; Magnoliopsida; Asterales; Asteraceae.